UCUUCUGAUCUGUGAAGUGAGUCACUGGACACAUCUGCAAAGGACCAAAAGGAUCAGUAGCCACUUCUAAGAGUAACACGUCCCCUCCAUCUGUUUUGUUUCUUUCAUCAUGAGACCUGAAAUAGCUUCCCCUCAUGGUCCCUCUUUCCAGCCUUGCAGACAUACUAGUGAGUUGAUUGUUCUGUAGGUGGUUCUAAUAACAAGUCCUUUAUGAAUCAGGAAUAUUGGACCUUGAGCCAUCUACCUAUUCUGGUAUGUAUAAAGAGCUAAUACCAAAGCGUCCGCUGGGAGAGAAGUAUGUUAUUUAAAACACUCACAGUGUGCCAUCUGUUCUGUGAGCAGCUGUAAGACCACGAUGGAACCAAGAAGGGGCUUCGUGCAGAGUGUUUUUGUUUGUCUUUAACUCAAACAGUAGAUGUGUGUAUGGUGGGAGGGUGGGAACAGGGCAGGGCAGACAAAAGUCCUGACAGUUUAAGGAUAGUUUCCAGAUCAACAGGUCUUUUGCUUUUUCAUUGAACACAAGAGAAUAUUUCCUGUUAUUUAAGGACCACUUGUGCAAUGGCAGGACUUUUGACUAACAGUGAUAAAAUCUAAUUCCAUGGUUUACCAGUCUGCUCAGGCUGUGGGUUUAAAUGCAAGGCUGCCUCAUGAAGAACAGUCUGCAGAGUGGAGGAGGAUGGGUCAGCUCGGCAAGGGCCAUGAUGGAGACGUGGCUUCCUUUGGAAGGGGCUCCAAGAGCUGUGCUGUUUGUGAGCUUGGGCUGGUCACCUACAUGUUCUUUCAGCCAGGCUUAUUACUCUGCUAGAACCACUAUGAGUCAGUACCUUAAAAAUCUCAAGGCACCCUUUGCGUCCUACGUCUGUCUCUUAUUUCCUGUAGGUGACUUCUGGAAACUUCUCAGAAACAUCCAAUGACUUCCUUUUUAUGUGGUACAAAUUAGAACAGUGUUUUAUUCCCUUCAGUAUCACCAGUGCUUAGCACAGAGCUUGGCACAUAGUAGGUGUUCAGCAAAUGAGUCAAUGAAUGAUGUUCAUUCAAAUUGCACCCCUUCUCUGAGGACACUCCCAAUUCCCUGGACAAAUUUAACAUCUUCCUUCCCCUGCUUUGUUUUUUAAACUUUGUCCCUCUGUGAUAGUACUUGGUAGUGUCUGGUUCAUUCUGGGGUCACUGCGUUUGUCUUUUCCACUCAACUGUGACUCUAUAGGGGAGGAACUAUAUUUUAUUGCUCACCCUGUCUCUGUAUGUUCUCUAGCACAUAGUAGGUGCCCAGGAAGCAUGUGCUAAAUUGAAAUCUGUUCACUGGUCUCGUGUCUAAAACGAGAACAAGGUGCCUUCCGUGUGGUCUUGUGAGAAACUGAGUGCUGAGGUGGCUGAGAAGAUAACGUGAACUCCUUGUCCCUGACUGCUGCAGCCUCAGCAGGUGCCUGUGUUCUCUGACUGAGGAUGCUGAGUGACAGAUACUCCUCAUCCCCUCUGAGCUUGCAAUGGGGUGGCACAUCUCAUUAUUCCUCUCACCCAUUUCACCUCUAGAUGUGUAUAAGCUGACCUCUGAAUUGCUGGGAGAGGGAGCCUACGCCAAAGUUCAAGGUGCCGUGAGCCUCCAGAAUGGCAAAGAGUAUGCUGUCAAAAUCAUUGAAAAACAAGCAGGGCACAGUCGGAGUAGGGUAUUUCGAGAGGUGGAGACGCUCUAUCAGUGUCAAGGAAACAAGAACAUUUUGGAGCUGAUUGAGUUCUUUGAAGAUGACACAAGGUUUUACUUGGUCUUUGAGAAAUUGCAAGGAGGCUCCAUCCUUGCCCACAUCCAGAAGCAGAAGCACUUCAACGAGCGAGAAGCCAGCCGAGUGGUGCGGGAUGUUGCGGCUGCCCUUGACUUCCUGCAUACCAAAGGCAUUGCUCAUCGUGACCUGAAGCCAGAAAAUAUAUUGUGUGAAUCUCCAGAAAAGGUAUCUCCAGUGAAAAUCUGUGACUUUGACUUGGGCAGCGGGGUAAAACUGAACAACUCGUCUACCCCCAUCACCACACCAGAGCUCACCACCCCGUGUGGCUCUGCAGAAUACAUGGCCCCCGAGGUGGUGGAGGUCUUCAUGGAUCAGGCCACUUUCUAUGACAAGCGCUGUGACCUGUGGAGCCUAGGUGUGGUCCUCUACAUCAUGCUCAGUGGCUACCCCCCGUUUGUGGGUCACUGCGGGGCCGACUGUGGCUGGGACCGGGGCGAGGUCUGCAGGGUGUGCCAGGACAAGCUGUUUGAGAGCAUCCAGGAAGGCAAGUAUGAGUUUCCCGACAAGGACUGGGCACACAUCUCCAGCGAAGCCAAAGACCUCAUCUCCAGGCUCCUGGUUCGAGAUGCAAAGCAGAGACUCAGCGCUGCCCAAGUUCUGCAGCACCCAUGGGUGCAGGGGCAAGCUCCAGAAAGGGGACUCCCCACACCACAAGUCCUCCAGAGGAACAGCAGCACAAUGGACCUGACGAUGUUCGCGGCUGAGGCCAUCGCCCUUAACCGCCAGCUAUCUCAGCAUGAGGAGAACGAACUGGCAGAGGAACCCCAGGCACUGGCUGAGGGCCUGUGCUCAGUGAAGCUUUCCCCUCCCUCCAAGUCACGCUUGGCCCGCAGGCGGGCCCAGGCCCAAGCAGGCCGCAGUGCAGACCGAGAACCAUCCCCCACACCCUCAGCACUCUGAGCCGUUCCAUAGGCCUGGGCCUGUCUAGUCAUCAUCCCUGUGGAAAUCUGUGUGGCCAAAGUCUGCAGAGCAGGCAGCGGGGGCCUGCUCUGUGGCUCCAUUCAGCCUUUUUCUUUACAAAGGCUCUGAGGUCCCCACUCAACCCCCCACUUCCUCAGGGUCCUGGAGGAAAAAGCUUUUUCCAAAGGGACAUCUUUGACUAGGAAAGCAAUCACUUGUCACUUUGCAUAAUUGCCCGUGGCGGGAAUAUCUCUUUGCUGGGUUCCACCUGCUCACCCGCCUGCGGAUCCUGGAUCCAGCCUGCACUCGCUGCUGCCCCGCGCUGGGCUGCAGCCUUCAGGGAGCCAGCUUCAAGAAAGAAGCAUCAGUUGACAGAGGCUGCCACACAGGCCUCUUCCCUCUCUGCCCUAUCACCCUCCUCUGGCGGUCCUCCCACCUUCCUCUGUCCUCCGCAUGUCCUCUUUGCCCGUCCUCUCUCUUGACUGAGCAAACCAUCCCCUCAAUUCAGGGAGAGGCAAGAGCCUUUGUCAUUCAGGAAGCCAGAUCAGUCUUCCAUUGUGUAGCACAGAGAAACACGUAAUCUUUCUCUGCUGUGACCUCAUUUAUCAUCCUCUUCUCUGUGAUUGCUGCUAAAGUCAGUAUGUCAUUUUUAAAAAGUUUGUUUUUAACCGUGAUACUCCAACAAAGAUGGGACUUUAAUCUCCCACUGCAAGCCCCUGGACUUUCCGGCUUGUUCUUCUUUCAGGAAUGUCCAUGAGGUUAGGUUUUAAUGAGCUAUUCACUAUUAUUCUAACUGGUUUUAAACUGUUACUAUGAGGAACAACUUAGAGACAGUGGAGACCACAUCAGUGUCUUACUGCUGCUCUGCCCCUCAGAGUUGUGUGGGGAGUGGCGUAGGUCUGAGCACGUAGGUAGAGUGGAGGGGAAUCUAGAUCAGAGCAGCUCUGAGAGCAUGAAGAUACAGCCAGCGUCAUAAACACCAAGCUAUCGAUACACAUAAAGAAAAUGGAUUUGCAUAUGUCAGACGUUUAUACAACACAAGAAUGCUUUUAUACAUUGUGCUUGUUUUAAUAAAACUUAA
This is a messenger RNA of Otolemur garnettii (small-eared galago), 3759 nucleotides long. It is a transcript of the gene MKNK1, whose product is annotated as MAP kinase interacting serine/threonine kinase 1. Gene Ontology annotation, molecular function: ATP binding; calmodulin binding; calcium/calmodulin-dependent protein kinase activity. The transcript has 11 exons. Gene Ontology annotation, biological process: protein autophosphorylation; intracellular signal transduction; peptidyl-serine phosphorylation. Gene Ontology annotation, cellular component: nucleus; cytoplasm. Lineage: Eukaryota; Metazoa; Chordata; Mammalia; Primates; Galagidae. The record is from RefSeq and is a predicted model, not a curated record. The coding region runs from base 1485 to 2678 and encodes 397 amino acids.